AUGGACGAACCGAGCGAGGAGCGAUCGGGGGAGCACGGCGGGGAUAAGAACGUGGAUGAUCCGUCCACGCUGCCGAUUCCCGAUAGGACGCAGGUCGGCGGAUCGCCGAUGUACGUGGUGGAGAGACGAUUGGGGAAAGGCGGAUUCGGUCAGGUUUACGUCGGACGGAGGUUAAAGCCGACGGACCCGGCGUGCACGACCGGGCCGAACGCGAAUCAGGUGGCGCUUAAGUUUGAACAUAGAUCGAGCAAAGGAUGCGAUUACGGACCGCCGUACGAGUGGAGUGUGUAUAACUCCUUGGGAGGGAUUCUGGGCGUGCCCAAGGUGCACUUCAAAGGAAGUCAAGGCGAUUACUACGUCAUGGUCAUGGAUCUCUUGGGGCCAUCGCUGUGGGAUAAGUGGAAUGCAAACGGUCAGAUCAUGUCGCAAGAGAUGGUGGCGUGCAUCGCCGUGGAGUCGCUGGCAAUCUUGGAGAACUUCCACAGCAAAGGUUUCGUCCACGGCGAUAUCAAACCCGAAAACUUUUUGCUCGGACCUCCUGGAACGCCCACGGAGAAGAAGUUGUACUUGGUUGACUUAGGUUUAGGAACGCGCUGGCGUGAUCCGAUCUGCGACCAACACACGGAGUACGACCAACGUCCAGAUGUUUUUCGGGGCACGGUUCGUUACGCCUCGGUGCACGCGCAUCUCGGUAGAACGGCGUCUCGCAGAGACGACUUGGAGUCGCUUGCUUAUACUUUAUUGUUCCUUCUCAAGGGUCGCUUGCCGUGGCAAGGUUACCAGGGCGAUAACAAGGGCUUCCUCGUGUGUAAAAAGAAGAUGGCGACGAGUCCCGAAGCUCUGUGUCGUUACACGCCGAGCGCGUUCAGGCAGUUUAUGGAGUCGGUAAUCAACCUGAAGUUUGACGAGGAGCCGAAGUACGGGGCCAUGGCCGCUUUAUUCGAGCCCUUGUGCGGUGCCGUCGCAAGGCGACCCAUCUCCACCGAGGGCGCGAAGAAGGUUGGCAUGAAGCGUAAGGUCUCAGACAUGCAGUUUGACACGGAUGACAAGGACCGUCUGAAGAAAAAGGUUCGCGUCGGCCUCCCAGCUCAGCAGUGGAUCACGAUUUAUAACGCCCACAGACCGAUGAAGCAACGAUACCACUACAACGUGGCGAAUUCGCGCAUCGCACAGCACGUUGACAAGGGUAACGACGAUGGUUUAUUCAUCUCCAGCGUCUCGUGCGCAUCCGAACUCUGGGCGCUCAUCAUGGACGCCGGCACCGGCUUCAGUGCUCAAAUUUGGAAUCUAUCCGCGCAGUUCUUGCCGAAAGACUGGAUUCUCGAGCAAUGGGAUGAUGGUUAUUACAUCACCGCGCUCGCCGGCUCUUGCCACGGCCAAGCCACCGUCGUCAUGUCGAAAGGCUCGACGUACACGCAGCAAUCGUACAAGGUGAGCGACUCGUUCCCGUUCAAGUGGAUCAACAAGAAGUGGAAAGAGGGCUUUUACGUCACCUCCAUGGCGACGUGUGGCGCGAGAUGGGCCGUUGUCAUGUCUCGAAACGCCGGUUACAUCAACCAGUGCGUUGAGCUCGACUUCAUGUACCCCUCCGAGGGCAUCCAUCGUCGCUGGAACACCGGGUACCGCAUCACGUGCUGCGCCGCCACUUCGGACCAGGCUGCCUUCGUCCUCUCCAUCCCACGUCGCCGUCCCGGCGACGAGACGCAAGAAACACUGCGCACGUCUGCGUUCCCGUCCACACACGUCAAAGAAAAGUGGGCGAAGAACCUCUACAUCAGCGCCGUCGCCUUCGGUCGCACCGUCUCCUGA
This is a messenger RNA of Ostreococcus tauri, 1809 nucleotides long. Its product is annotated as Serine/threonine-protein kinase, active site. NCBI's taxonomy places the organism in Eukaryota, Viridiplantae, Chlorophyta, Mamiellophyceae, Mamiellales, Bathycoccaceae. Gene Ontology annotation, molecular function: ATP binding; protein serine/threonine kinase activity. Gene Ontology annotation, biological process: signal transduction; peptidyl-serine phosphorylation; endocytosis. The record is from RefSeq and is a predicted model, not a curated record. The coding region runs from base 1 to 1809 and encodes 602 amino acids. The transcript is spliced from 2 exons. Gene Ontology annotation, cellular component: cytoplasm; nucleus.